Molecule: messenger RNA, 1364 nt
Organism: Pseudomassariella vexata
Lineage: Eukaryota; Fungi; Ascomycota; Sordariomycetes; Amphisphaeriales; Pseudomassariaceae
Exons: 2
Coding region: 140-871 (243 amino acids)
Source: RefSeq, a predicted model, not a curated record
GCAGCUAGGCCUUGUGACGUAGCGAUAUCUCGGCAUAUUUUUACAAGGCCGAUGCCGCUCCGGAACGCUCCAAGAAGUACGCAAUCUCGUCCUGAAUCAAGUGAACACAUUUAAAGCGGCACCAUCUGAAACCAUCGUUAUGGCGGCCUUGCCACACCCUGCGGACGAACUGCCCCCCUAUGUUGACUCCCAAGAGCAGGAGGACCCGAACGAACUUCUCCAGCCCAUAAUACUGGUUCUGGCGAACCAGGUGAUCUACUCAGCCGAAUCGCCCGACUCAUCUCCUCUGUACGAGCUCUUCAGCGAUAUCCAGUCGGGUAGGUUGAAUGAUGGCGCCCAUACCACGCCAUUACGGCGCUGUCAGUAUACGGUCAAGACAUCUCUAGACGGCACGCCUCGUGUGACCUGUCGAAAGAAGCACAUUUACGACCUAAAGCAGCCGCCUGCUGUCACCGCUCCCGCGUUCCCAUUUUAUCUCGAACGAAUCUCCCGGCAAGCAAUUGGCAGUCUUGGAUUGAAAAAGGUCACCUUCCCUCGAACAGGAUACAGGGCACUGAGAUUCGACAGUGGAUCUUCAACAGUUCCGAAAUCUUCCGAGUACUUGUUUGAGGUGAAGAAGAAGGACUCGUGGAAUUGGCAUGAUUCCGACGGCAACCUUAUUGCUAUGGAAGACCAUGGAGACGGCCAGUGCAGAGUCCUCGUAACGCGGCCGUUAUCAAGAAGAAAGCUGGACGCCCUUGUGGGCAUGUGGUGCUUGCGCCUUUGGAGUGAUUCGGUCGAGAGGAACGGCGAACCUGGUUCCUGGAGUUGGGGCGAAGUGAAAAGAAUCCUGCAGAGCAGUCGGGCCAAUGGAUUUCCUAGACAAAUUUGAAAUGCAUACUGGUAUUCGAUGUCUGUGAGAAAGAUCCCUCGUUGCUGAGCCUCUGUCCAUGUUUGACUCCGAAUGCCACAAUAACAUAUUGGAGCACUUGGAACAGAUAUGAACCCAAAUGGACGUUGAAGCCCAUUUACAGAAUGAUCAUCUCCUAUAAAGUGUAAGUCCUCAGUCCUGCGAUUUGACUGAAAACAGUGCUUAUGUGGACCAAUGCCUAUCCCAUCGUAUUUCCUUGGGCCAAGGACUCAUAGGGACUUUGUUUAAUGACAGAAUCCCUAAUUUUACUGCCUGAAAAGUCAUUGAGAUAUGCAGAAACUAGGCUUUAUUUCUCGAGUCCAAUGGGAUGUUGCUAUGAAUACUCGUAACAGCAGAUAUUCCCUAGUCAGAUAGAGCAAUUAGACACACUUACAAAUCUUAGACCUUGCCACAUUACAAAAAUAAUAUUAAAUACGCCGUAGGUGUUAACCCUCGGUACCUCUACAAGUACUCC